AUGCGUGAGAUCAUCAGCAUCAACGUCGGCCAGGCCGGUUGCCAGAUCGCCAACGCCUGCUGGGAGCUCUACUGCCUUGAGCACGGUAUCCAGCCUGAUGGAUACCUGACCGAAGAGCGCAAGGCCGCUGACCCCGACCACGGCUUCAGCACCUUCUUCUCCGAGACCGGACAGGGCAAGUACGUUCCCCGCACUAUUUACGCGGAUUUGGAGCCAAAUGUCGUCGAUGAGGUCCGCACCGGUACCUACCGCAGUCUGUUCCACCCCGAGCAGAUGAUCACCGGAAAGGAGGAUGCUUCCAACAACUAUGCUCGUGGCCACUACACUGUGGGCAAGGAGCUCAUCGACCAGGUCAUGGACAAGGUGCGCAGAGUUGCCGACUCCUGCUCUGGUCUCCAGGGUUUCCUCGUCUUCCACUCCUUUGGCGGUGGUACCGGCUCUGGUUUCGGUGCUCUCCUCAUGGAGCGCCUCUCGGUCGACUAUGGCAAGAAGAGCAAGCUCGAGUUCUGCGUCUACCCUGCUCCUUCGACUGCGACCUCCGUCGUCGAGCCCUACAACUCUAUUCUGACUACACACACCACCCUCGAGCACUCCGACUGCUCUUUCAUGGUCGACAACGAGGCCAUCUACGACAUCUGCCGUCGCAGCCUCGGCCUCGAGCGCCCCAACUAUGAGAACCUGAACCGCCUGAUCGCCCAGGUCGUUUCGUCCAUUACCGCUUCCCUGCGGUUCGAUGGCUCCCUCAACGUCGACCUGAACGAGUUCCAGACCAACCUCGUUCCUUACCCUCGCAUCCACUUCCCUCUGGUUGCUUACUCGCCUAUCGUCUCGGCCGCCAAGGCUGCUCACGAGGCCAACACGGUCCAGGAGAUGACCAUGGCCUGCUUCGAGCCCUUCAACCAGAUGGUCAAGUGCGACCCCCGCCACGGCAAGUACAUGGCCACGUGCUUGCUGUACCGCGGUGACGUCGUCCCCAAGGACGCCCAUGCCGCCGUCGCUACCCUCAAGACCAAGCGCACCAUCCAGUUCGUCGACUGGUGCCCUACUGGUUUCAAGCUCGGUAUCUGCUUCCAGCCUCCUCAGCUGGUGCCCAACGGCGAUCUUGCCAAGGUCGACCGCGCUGUGUGCAUGCUUUCCAACACCACUGCCAUCGCCGAGGCCUGGUCUGCCCUGUCCGCCAAGUUCGACCUCAUGUACUCCAAGCGUGCCUUCGUCCACUGGUACGUCGGUGAGGGUAUGGAGGAGGGUGAGUUCUCCGAGGCUCGUGAGGACUUGGCUGCUCUUGAGCGCGACUACGAGGAGGUUGCUUCCGACUCUCUCGAGGCUGAGGGUGACCUCGAGGCCGAGUACUAG
Molecule: messenger RNA, 1353 nt
Organism: Microdochium trichocladiopsis
Lineage: Eukaryota; Fungi; Ascomycota; Sordariomycetes; Xylariales; Microdochiaceae
Product: tubulin alpha-1 subunit
Exons: 7
Coding region: 1-1353 (450 amino acids)
Biological process (GO): nuclear migration by microtubule mediated pushing forces; microtubule cytoskeleton organization; nuclear division
Cellular component (GO): microtubule; spindle; nucleus
Molecular function (GO): structural constituent of cytoskeleton; GTP binding
Source: RefSeq, a predicted model, not a curated record